Elaeis guineensis (African oil palm) is the source of this 780-nucleotide messenger RNA. RefSeq names its product basic leucine zipper 43. Gene Ontology annotation, biological process: regulation of DNA-templated transcription. Lineage: Eukaryota; Viridiplantae; Streptophyta; Magnoliopsida; Arecales; Arecaceae. The record is from RefSeq and is a predicted model, not a curated record. Gene Ontology annotation, molecular function: DNA-binding transcription factor activity.
CUCCCGUGGCAAUUCAACCCCUCCUCCCUCCCCCAAAACCCAGCCUUCCUACUCUUGAAGAAGAGUUAUAACCAUGCAGCCAGGUGAGGUUGCCAGCAUUAGAUAUGUUGCACCUCCAAACCCGCCUUCCUUCCAAGCUCAUUACAACAUGGCGCAGAACAACAACCCCUCCUUUCCCUAUUGCAGUAUCCUUGGACCUUAUGCUGUGCACCAACUCCAGACGAUUCCUCUGAUCCAUGAAAUCAGCCUUCUGGGUUCUUGUCUCGGCAAUAACUCGACUUCAGAUGAGGCAGAAGAGAACCAACUGAGACUAGCUGAGGAGAGGAGAAAGAGGAGGAUGAUUUCCAAUAGAGAGUCGGCACGCCGUUCGCGCAUGAGAAAGCAGAAGCACUUGAGAGAGCUCUUGUCGCAGGUCAUGCAUCUCCGAGCUGCCAACCGCCAGCUCCUCGAUGAGCUGAACCGUGUGAUGAGGGAUUAUGAUCAGAUCCUCCAUGAGAAUGCCCAGCUUAGAGACGAAGAGUCUGAGCUUAGAAAGAAACUCCAGGACCUUCUGGUGGAUGACACUAAUGGUGCUCUGCAGGGUCUUGAAGAGCCCUGCAACACUGCUCACAUUAGAGCUGAACCCAGAGACCAGCAGAUCACUGCAUCCUUGAAGCUACUUCACUGAGGGAGAUCUUUCUUCUUGUUCGUCCCUCAUCGUCCUCUUUUUGUUCGUGUGGUGUGUGAAGAAGAUUAGCCUCUUGAUCAGAAUUCCACUGUAUUUGAGCUGCAUGGAGAAUA